AUGCCCAAAUUCAUCGGCUCCAUGAAGCAGUUGAGGUACCUUGACUUGUCAGACUCUUUCCAGUUUGCAAUUGUUCCUCAUGAAUGGGGAAAUCUCACCGAGUUGGAAGUCCUCGAUCUCCAUGGUUAUUAUCACCCGGGUGCUGUUGACGACUUUCAGUGGCUUUCACAUCUUCAGGCAUUAAAGUACCUCGACAUGAGUGGAAUACAUGUUAACAAAUCUGGAGACUUCAUGCAGGUGAUCAGUGCACUCCCAUAUUUAUCCCAUUUGAGCCUAUCAAAUUGUGGGCUUUAUAACUUUCACCUGUCUUUUGAUUGCUUGGCCAAUUCUACUGCUCUUCAUCUUGAGUACCUCGAUCUUUCAAUGAAUUCAUUGGAGGGCCCCAUCCCAAGCAUUCCAUUUCAAAACAUGACUUCUCUCCAGCACCUUUAUCUUUUCUCAAACUCUUUCAACUCUUUAGUACCAAGGUGGUUCAAUAGCUUGAGAAGUCUUGUCAAUCUCAAUCUUGCAGACAAUUUGUUGCAAAGCAUUGAAGGAGGGUUGUUCUCCUUCUUAAGGGAACACACUUUCCUCGAGUCACUAUGUUUGAAUGUUAACGAACUUCAUGAGGAGAUAUUUUCAGUGGAGGGAAGUUCUUCGGGGCUUAUUGGGGAAAACUUCAAGCAACUGAGGAUAGGUAAAAAUAUGCUUCAGGGGACUUUGCCAGAUUGGCUGUUUCACUUGAAAAACCUGACGGUACUUGACCUAUCAUAUAAUCAAUUACAUGGAAUCAUACCAUCUCCGUAUGAUUGGGUAUGCUUGAGAGUACUUCUUCUUUCUGUUAAUCAAUUAACAGGGAAUAUUCCGGAUGCAUUUGGAAGAUUGCAAGUCUUAUCAAUUUUAGAUCUCAGCAACAAUCUUCUGAAUGGCACUAUUCCACAGAGUCUUGGACAACUUCAAUAUCUUUUCUCUUUAGAUCUUUCAGCAAAUUCCUUGCGAGGAACAAUUUCCAAAAUCCACUUCUCCAACCUCUCGAAGCUGCAGAUCUUAGAUAUCAGCAACAAUCAUUUAGCUAUCGAGGUGGAUUCUGACUGGAUACCACCUUUCAAUCUUCAAUACAUGGGGAUGGUGUCAUGCAAGUUCGGAACAGAAUUUCCACGAUGGAUAAGAACGCAAGCCGGUCUCACGAGGAUAUCUUUGUCCAAUGCCUCCAUUUCAGGACCAAUUCCAAAAGAUAUUGACCUAGCAAUGCCUCAUUUGACAAUCUUGAAUCUGAAUGACAAUCUCUUAAGUGGUUCAAUACCCACCUCAAUAUGCGAGAUGGAACAAUUGUAUGACUUGCACCUUGGGAGGAAUGAAUUAGUUGGCGAAAUUCCUACAUGUUGGAAGGAGAGCCCUAAGAGCCUCCUUGAUAUAUCAUCUAAUAAGCUGUCUGGAGUUAUACCGAGUUCUUUAGGAAAUCUCAUUAGGCUUACGUCAUUACACUUGAACAACAACAAGCUCCAAGGAGGAAUUCCCGUGACUAUAAAGUAUUGCAGGAACUUGCGGAUUUUGGAUCUUGGCGAGAACAAAAUCGCUAGUAGUGUUCCACAUUGGAUUGGACCAAGUUUUCCGUUACUACAGAUUCUUAGACUGCGAGAAAACAUGUUCAAUGGAAGCAUUCCUUCGCAACUAUGCUUACUCUCUGCGCUGCAAAUAUUGGACAUGGCAGUCAACAAUCUGACAGGAACGAUUCCAAAUUGUCUUGGCCAUAUGAAAGGUUUGAAACUGAACAAAAGCAUAGAUGAAGGCAACUCACUCGCUUCUCCAGACAUCCCUACAACGGAUUGGACUCAAGAGCAUGUGGAGCAGGUUGUGAAGGGGGUGGAUCUCGACUACACAACACUUGAUCUAAAGCUCAUGGUGAAUUUAGAUCUCUCGAGCAACAAACUGGUUGGGCCGAUUCUAAGAGAGCUUACCUUGCUCUCCGGAUUGCGAGGCUUGAACUUAUCACGCAACUUUCUUUCUGGUGGCAUCCCGACCAUGAUUGGAGACAUGAGAUUGCUCGAGUCACUUGAUCUUUCGAAUAAUCACCUUUCGGGAACAAUCCCACAAAGCUUUUCUGCAUUCAUAUCACUGAGCAAACUAGACUUGUCACACAACAACUUCACAGGGCCAAUUCCGAAAGGAAAUCAAAUCCAGACACUUGAUGAUCCUUCCAUUUACGCCGACAAUCCUCUACUUUGUGGUGAUCCUCUACAAAAGAAAUGCCCUAAAGCAGAGGCCCCUCGAGCGCCAAAAGAAGUUGCCAAUGAAGAAGGUAAGCUUGAAAAGGUAAUGUUCUACAUAGUAAUAAUGCUUGGGUUUGCGACUGGGUUUUGGGCAGUUGUUGGCAGUUUGGUGUACAAGAAGAACUGGAGACAAGUGUACUUCAACUUUGUGGAUCGUAAAGUAGACAUGGUGUACGUGAUUGUUGCGGUGAAGGCGGCCGAGUUGAGGAGGAGAUUGAGAAGAGUGUAA
This is a messenger RNA of Eucalyptus grandis, 2478 nucleotides long. RefSeq names its product receptor-like protein EIX1. NCBI's taxonomy places the organism in Eukaryota, Viridiplantae, Streptophyta, Magnoliopsida, Myrtales, Myrtaceae. The record is from RefSeq and is a predicted model, not a curated record. The transcript has 2 exons. The coding region runs from base 1 to 2478 and encodes 825 amino acids. Gene Ontology annotation, molecular function: protein binding.